AUGACUGCCAAGUACUGUAGGGACGGGGAAGCUGUCGUGGCUCUCAAUGGCAAAUGGGUGGCUCACACGCACACUCUAUUUGCGGCGCUUGCCUUUUUCGGCGCAUUGAUUGUUGGAGCUCAGCUUCAUUAUAACAAGAUUGUGCAGAAUGAAUAUUACGGCUAUCCCGAGGAAUGGUUCCCCUCUGUGUCUGCCACCAUCGGCGACCGCUACCCAGAGCGUUCUGUCUUUCAGAUUUUCAUUGCCAUCACUUCCGGCCCGCGAUUUGCCCUUGUUUGCCUCUGGUAUCUCUUGACCGCACGGCCGGACUCGACGCUGCCAAAGAUCGUCGCCGGCACUGGCAUCUUCAGGACGUUGACGUGCGGUGGCUGGACCUAUGUGACGUCGACAGAUGAUCAUGACUGGCACGACAUUUUCAUGAUCUCCUAUCUUCUCGCUACCUUGCCCUGGACACUCGGCUGCCUCGCUCUGAGUCCUGCCAACCGCCGUGCCGUGAAAUAUCGGAAAAUUCUCGCCGGGCUCUUUUUUGGCUCUUUGGUCCCGUUGGUCUACUUUUUCAUCCAGCAUAAGGUGCACAAAGUUGCCGGAGCGUACACGAAAUAUGCUUUCUUCGAGUGGAGUCUCAUCCUCUUUGAUGUCGGGUUCGAUGCGGUCACGGCUCUUGACUUUGAAGCGCUUGAACUUGUCGUGAGGGACGUGAAAGGGGUCAGCAGAGGGCAAUUGAAAACGACCGCAGACUCGAUAGUUGAGAAGGAGAAAGACAAACCAAUCGGCCAAACGUUUGGCCAGGCGUUCUCUUGGUCUGCAGCCAUUGACGCCGCCGCCGACAUUUACAACGGGUUUGUUUUCUGGUCCAACUUCACCUCUCUCGGUGUUGUUGUCUGGUACUUUCCUCUUUGGCAUAUGGGAAUUUCGGGAUACGAAGUCGCCAUGCUCAGCACCAUAUCCCCGCUAAUUAUGGAAAUCCCAUCUAUGCGAUCCCUGGCGGUGCGCAAUGCCCAUGUGCUCCAUUUCCUGGAACUAGUAGGUCUCGCGGCUUUCCUUGUCGAGGAACCAGCGUAUCGCCUUUUUGCCGUUAGCUUUAGUGUUUCUAUGGGCUGCCUGGCCUGGUCGGCGACCUUUUAUAGCGAACGUUUUCAGGCCAUACGAUUGGAGUCUCGAAUCUCCUCUUUUGCCAUUGGCCUUGUCGCUUCAAACGUUGCUAAAUUUGCCUUCCAAACGAAUAAUCCUGUCUGGCCAAUAAUGAAUUCUGAAAAUGGUGGCUGGAACAAAUUCGGCCUUUUACUCGGCGUCCUGGCCGCCAUACGCUCCUCGCGGCGACCAAGUGUCAGCGGAGGCGACUAUUAUUCUCCGUCUGGUAAAAAAGGUUCAACCAUCCUCAAUGGGCUGGGUGUUGGGGGAAUCAUCUUUGGUAUGCAUUCACUUCUGUCUGAUUCGAGUACAAUGAUCAGCUGGGUCUGGGAAGGGUUCCCUAUAAGAGGUCCCAUACAAGUUCCUCAUGGCACUUGGACGAUCUUUGCCAUGAGUGCGGGCCUGCUGUUCGGUUUCUUCUACCCGCGUUUGGCUGGGUCAUGGACGGUCUUUGGCAUUGGUUCUCUCGGUGCUGCCCUCCUCACCCGUUACAGUCAUUGGACUGGCUUCUAUGGCGGCCUUAUUCUUGCCUUCUACUUGAUGGCUGCUACCCCGGUACUCUUCACUGCUGCCGUUCACCAUUCUCCUGUGUCGACUUUCGGAGUGGCAUUUGUUGUUUGGGUGUUCAUGGCUCUUUUCCAUGUUUGGGUUGUGGCAUAUGCCUUCGUUCCUGGCGGCCCCUUGGUACGAGAGCGCACAGAUUGGGUCAUGACAACUCUCAUGUUACUCAUUGGGGCUGGUGUCUUUUCUACCGCAGAGACAAACUCUUCCUCGGGCUAUUCAAAACAACAAUUUCUGAAUCCAAACAAUCGCAUACAGCGCUCUUAUUUUGUUUACGCUCUUGGAAUUCUACAGCUCUUUUCAGUUGCUAUUGCAUACCUGCGGUUCCCAACGAAUGACUACGUGCCUUACCACAAAGAUGACAAAGUGGUGACGGCUGGAAUCUGGACUGUCCACUUUGGCCUCGACAAUGACAUGUGGUCAUCCGAACAACGCAUGAUCAGCCUGAUGCGCGAGGCUGAACUCGACGUCGUUGGUCUAUUGGAGUCUGACACUGAGCGUAUUAUCAUGGGUAACCGUGAUUCCACAAUGUUGAUUGCCGAAGAGCUUGGCAUGUACGUUGAUUAUGGCCCUGGCCCUAACAAACACACAUGGGGCGCCGCCCUUCUGUCCAAGUUCCCAAUUCUUAAUUCCACGCAUCAUCUUUUGCCCUCACCGGUGGGGGAACUGGCACCCGCCAUCCAUGCAACUCUCGAUAUGUAUGGUGAGAUGGUGGAUGUGGUUGUUUUCCACUCUGGACAAGAAGAAGAUCCAGAAGACCGCCGAUUGCAGAGUGAAUAUCUUUCGAAGUUGAUGGGUUCAUCGCCACGACCAUUGAUCUUGCUUAGUUAUCUUGUGACAAAACCUCUAGAGGGUAACUACAAUACAUAUGUCAGCGAUGUGAGUGGUAUGAGAGAUAUUGAUUUUACGGAUUGGGAUCGAUGGUGCGAAUACAUAUUGUAUAAGAAAUUGAAGCGCACAGGCUAUGCGAGAAUUUCGCGAAGCAGUAUCACAGACACUGAACUUCAGGUUGGAAAGUUCGUUGUCGGUCAGCCAGAGAGCAAGAAACAGAAGCGUAUUCCCGAGGAAUUGGUCCCUGAGGGGCUUCGUUUCCCGGCCUUGUUCAGAGGCGAAGGAGUUCGUGGCCACCAUUACCACGUGUUUGAUGAGCCAAGAUACUAUAAGUAA
Talaromyces rugulosus is the source of this 2859-nucleotide messenger RNA. RefSeq lists its product as uncharacterized. The transcript has 8 exons. The coding region runs from base 1 to 2859 and encodes 952 amino acids. Lineage: Eukaryota; Fungi; Ascomycota; Eurotiomycetes; Eurotiales; Trichocomaceae. The record is from RefSeq and is a predicted model, not a curated record. Gene Ontology annotation, biological process: GPI anchor biosynthetic process; fungal-type cell wall organization. Gene Ontology annotation, cellular component: endoplasmic reticulum.